Messenger RNA from Paramecium tetraurelia, 1212 nucleotides. RefSeq lists its product as uncharacterized. The record is from RefSeq and is a predicted model, not a curated record. NCBI's taxonomy places the organism in Eukaryota, Ciliophora, Oligohymenophorea, Peniculida, Parameciidae. The transcript has a single exon.
AUGUAAGAAAAGUAACAAUCUUCUUAUUGGUCUAAAAUGUUGGAGAAUUAAUAAUAAGAGAGACAAUAAAAUGAUUACUAAUCUAAAUAGGAUCAAGAAUAAAGGAAGCAGAGGUACAAAUAAGAAUUAUAAACUGAUAUGAUGCUCCAUCAACAGAAGAAAUAAGUUUAAUAAAAUUAAAAUCAACAACUGGAAUCCAUAACGUUAGAGACUUUAAGAUAGAGAGAAUCCAAGAAGAUGAAGGAAAUGGAAGAAAGAAGGAUCAAGUAAAUCCAGACCAGUUUGGAUAAUCUCAAUAAUCUAAUGAUUAAAAAGAAAAUGAAUUUGGAGAGAUCUUAUCAAAAUUAAUAAUUAGAUAAGGAAUUUAUUAGAUAAGAAUAGAUGAAGGCAAUGAAAAGCAUAGAGGAAAAAAAAUAGAAAAAAGAAGAAGAAGCAAAAUUACUAAAAGUUACAUAUGAUGAUAUGAUCAAUAAUAAAAGAAGGAUGAGAGAGGAAUUACAAUAACAUACUUAGCCAUCAAUUCCAACUUUAACAAAUGAAAAUAAUAAGGUGAAAAUAGAUACAAAGAAAUAUUAGGAGGAAUUAAAAACCUAACUAGAAUAGAAAUAAAAAUAAAUGGAAGAAUUGAAAAUGAAAAAGGUUGAAGAAAGACAAAGAAUAGAAUAGAAAAUUGAAUUUGAAAAAUAAAGAAUGAUGGAGAAUAAACUAAAAAAUUAUUAAACUUAUAAGUAAUAUGAGACUGAGAAUUACGAAUUGUUAUAAGAUCGAAAAUAUUAAUAGAAUAGUAAUCCUUAAGAAUUGAGAUUACUUUAAAAUUCAUUUGAAAGUAAAUUGCCAAGAAUUUACUAAGACAAUUAUUAACCAUCUGAAAGAAAAAGACAGUUAGCCUUACUUGAUCGAGAUCUACUGAAAUAUUAAAUAUUACAAUAAUAAUAGUAAAUAAUAGAUAAGAAUCAUUCAACAAUCAAUUAAGCUAAAGUUAAUUAUUAAGAUGAAGCAGUAUCAUAAACAUCAAAACAAACAAAAUAAUCUAAAUAGCUUUCGAAUAAUUUCAUUUAACGCGAGUAACCGUAAUAAGCCUCAACUCCCUCUCAAAAAUCAAGGAAUUCCAACCUUAUUCCAAAUAACCCCAUAGACUAUUUGAAUUAAAAACAACAUGCUCCAAAAAAAAGAAGUUUUAACAUUGUUACAGGAAUUGUCACUCUUAAUUGA